This is a messenger RNA of Epinephelus fuscoguttatus (brown-marbled grouper), 342 nucleotides long. RefSeq names its product histone H2A-beta, sperm-like. Bases 1 to 342 code for a protein of 113 amino acids. Gene Ontology annotation, cellular component: nucleosome. Gene Ontology annotation, molecular function: structural constituent of chromatin; protein heterodimerization activity; DNA binding. The record is from RefSeq and is a predicted model, not a curated record. The transcript has a single exon. NCBI's taxonomy places the organism in Eukaryota, Metazoa, Chordata, Actinopteri, Perciformes, Serranidae.
AUGAGCGGCUGCGAAAAGACCGGAGGAAAAGCCAGAGUCAAGGUAAAGACCUACUCCUCCCAUGCUGGGCUCCAGUUCCCAGUUGGCCGUGUUCACAGGCUCCUGCGCAAAGGAAACGCCCCUAUCUACCUGGCAGCUGUGCUGGAGUAUCUGACCACUGAGAUCCUGGAUUUGACUGGAAACGCUGCCCGCGACAACAAGAAGACCUGUAUCAUCCCCCGUCACCUGCAGCUGGCUGUCCGCAACAACGAGGAGCUCAACUGGUGGUCAACCAGCUCAACUGGUGUGAUGAUGCGUUGCACUGACAGGAGAUGCCUGGUACGUGCUGUUGAUCAUGAAUAG